Messenger RNA from Gasterosteus aculeatus aculeatus (three-spined stickleback), 8556 nucleotides. NCBI's taxonomy places the organism in Eukaryota, Metazoa, Chordata, Actinopteri, Perciformes, Gasterosteidae. The record is from RefSeq and is a predicted model, not a curated record.
CAGGGGGAGGAACCGCGGGCUGCGCUCGGAUGGCGAGCCAGGACUCCAGCUCGGGGCGCGCGGCGGACCCGGAGUGACCGACGCCGGUGGAUGGACGCUGCAUCCCGGUUCAGGCUGUUCACAGCGCAGCAAUGACGGGCAACCAGGACUCAGACCUGCAUGAGCAGCGCAGAGGACCAACGCGGGAGCAACGGAAUGAGGAGGACGAGGCGGAGAGGGAGAAGGUGCACGUGUCAGUGGAGAGAGAGGACAGGGAGCAAGACGGGAAGGAAGAGGAGGAGGAGGAAGAGGAAAAAGAGGAGCUGCCGUAUCCCACUCUAGCACCAGUGGUGCUUUUGGCUCUGACCCAAACCAGCCCUCCCCGCUCCUGGUGCCUUCGAGCUGUUUGCCACCCAUGGUUUGAGCGCGUGAGCAUUUUGGCCAUCCUGCUGAACUGUGUGACUCUCGGGAUGUUCCAGCCCUGUGACCACACGCCUUUCCUGCUGCAGGCUCUGGAUGAUGGAAUCUUUGUUUUCUUUGCCGGGGAAAUGGUAAUGAAGAUGGUGGCUCUUGGGGUCAUAGGUCACAACGGUUACCUUGGCGACACAUGGAACAGAUUGGACUUCUUCAUUGUCAUUGUGGGGAUGCUGGAGUACUCGCUCGACGGACACAAUGUCAGCUUGUCGGCCAUCAGGACCGUCCGGGUCCUGCGCCCGCUGCGAGCCAUCAACAGAGUUCCCAGUAUGCGUAUCCUGGUGACCCUCCUCCUAGACACUCUCCCCAUGCUGGGCAACGUGCUGGCGCUGUGCUUCUUCGUCUUCUUCAUCUUCGGCAUCGUUGGCGUGCAGCUGUGGGCGGGGCUGCUGAGGAACCGCUGUUUCAUGGGAGAGGAUGUCAAGACGAGAUAUAACAUCUCAUUCCUGAGAGGCUACUACCAGCCAGAUGGCACCGACGACCACCCCUUCAUCUGCUCGAUGGAGAGAGAGAACGGAAUGCUCCGAUGCACUGACGUGCCUCGCCGCCGCGUCAGCGGGACUUCCUGCUUCCUGGACGCCGAGGAGGCCGGUCCGGAGAUGGGACUCAAAGUAGACGAAGCGGCGUCGUGUGUCAACUGGUACCGGUAUUACAACGAGUGCCGCGCGGGCGAAGUGAACCCACACAAAGGAGCUAUUAACUUUGACAACAUUGGAUAUGCAUGGAUUGCCAUUUUUCAGGUAAUUACUCUUGAGGGUUGGGUGGACAUCAUGUACUACGUCAUGGAUGCACAUUCUUUCUACAAUUUUAUCUACUUCAUCUUCCUAAUUAUUGUGGGCUCCUUCUUCAUGAUCAACCUGUGCCUGGUCGUCAUAGCAACCCAGUUUUCUGAAACUAAACAGAGGGAGCACGCCCUGAUGAAAUCAGAGCAGCGCGCCCGGCAGCUCCACCAAUCGGCUUCCACGCUGGCCAGCGACAGCCAACCGGGGAGCUGCUACGAGGAGAUCAUCCGCUACGUGGCGCACUUGGGCCGCAAGGCGUGGCGCCGGAUGUCCCGCUGCUUCUCCCAGACGCGCACAAACUUCCACUGCGCGUGCAUGUGCGCCUGCAGGGAGAAAAGCCGAGGAGGGGGCGGAGCCGGAGAGAUGAACGGACUCGCGCACCGGCACUCGGGACACGUUCCCAGCGACCUUUCGCACCUUCAUCAGCUUUAUCAUCAUCAUCACCAGCAUCAUCAGCAGCAUCAUCACCAGCAGCAGCAGCAUCAGCAGCAUCAUCAUCAUCAUCCCCAGCAUCAUCACGGGGUCAGAAAUGGAGAUGGAGGGAGCGGUUUCAACUAUCCGUUCAUAUCGCCCCUCCUCAGCCUCCCGGAUGCGACGGCCCUGGACCACAAGAGGCUCGUAGCCAAGGAGGCCGUGGACCGGCUGCCACAGCUGGCGGCGGCGGAGCACGGCGGCUGCAGCGGGCACCCCGGGUUACCAUUGCCAGGUGAAGUCCAAGGAGAGUCCUCAGUAUGCCCCUACUGCAUUUACUACAACCAGCUUAAGGACAGCGAAAGUGUCAACGAGCGGCCCGAGGAUCAGCAUCAUGGCUACAGCAACUCGUGCCAUGGCAACAGCCCGUGUCACAGUAACAGCCCGUGUCACUGUAGCAGCCCGUGUCACUGUAGCGGCCCCCGCCACGCCGAUGCACAGGUGUCUGAGCCAACGAAAGCGCUGUGCAAGCGCUACUGGGCGGUACUCCAGACUAAACUGGAACUCAUUGUCGGCAGCAGAUACUUCAGCAGAGGAAUCAUGAUUGCCAUCCUUAUCAACACGCUGUCAAUGGGCAUAGAGUACCACGAACAGCCGAAGGAGCUGACAGAUAUUUUGGAGAUCAGUAACAUGGUGUUCACAAGUCUGUUCAGCCUGGAGAUGGUGCUGAAGCUCAUGGCUCUCGGGCUCUUUGGCUACAUCAAGAACCCCUACAACGGCUUCGACAGCAUCAUCGUCAUCAUCAGCGUGUGGGAGCUUUCGGGUGACGCAGAGGGGGGGUUGUCGGUGCUCCGUACGUUCCGGCUGCUGAGGGUUCUGAAGCUGGUCCGCUUCCUUCCCGCCCUGAGGAGGCAGCUGGUGGUGCUGAUGAAGACGAUGGACAACGUAGCCACGUUCUGCAUGUUGCUCAUGCUCUUUAUUUUCAUAUUCAGUAUCUUGGGGAUGCAUUUGUUCGGUUGUAAAUUCGGUUUGCUGCAGGACAGUGGAGACACUUUCCCCGACAGAAAGAACUUUGACUCUCUGCUGUGGGCGACUGUCACUGUGUUUCAGAUCCUCACCCAGGAGGACUGGAACGGGGUGCUCUACAACGGCAUGGCCUCCACCACGCCGCUGGCCGCCCUCUACUUUGUAGCCCUCAUGACCUUCGGCAACUACGUCCUCUUCAACCUGCUCGUGGCCAUUUUGGUUGAGGGCUUUCAGGCCGAAGGAGACGCCAACAGAUCCGAGACGGACGAAGAGGGCCAAUCGCUCAGUUUCGAGGACGAGGAGAAGUUGAGGGAGCUGUACGCCGCAGAGCUCAAGAUUCAGGCCAUGAUGCUGAGCCCCAAUGGUCUCCUGAACCCGAAGGCCUCCAUGCCCCCUCACCUCCCUCCCCCUCUGCCGGUCAUCACGCACACGGCAGCCACGCCCAUCAUCACCUACAGCCAGUCACGCCGGGCCAGCGCCGCCUCCAUGGACGCCCACAGCCCGGAGCAGAGGUCGCCGCUGCCGUCACAGGUCCCGUGGGACUGCGGCUCGGAGAGCCGUCGCUCCAGCUGGACCAGCAUCGGCCGGGCCCCCAGCCUCCACAGGAGGAGCCAGUCGGGGGAGAUGGAGUCCCUGCUGUCCGACGCGCACACCAGCUCCGACCUCAGCAGCAGGGAGCCGUCGCUGGACCAGUCGGAGUACCUGCAGGUGCCCGCCCUCCACUCGCCCGACUGCAACGGCACCACCUUCCACCUCCCGGACGACGGCCCCCUGGCCGCGCUCUACCACAGCGAUCAGGAGGACGACGAGGUUGAGGAGAGUUUAUGUAAGAAGGUGAAGAAGAUUCUGGAGCCGUACGAGCCUCAGUGGUGCCUGGAGCACGAGGAGUGGUCGCUCUAUGUGUUCGCUCCACACAACCGCCUCAGGUUGUGGUGUCAGAGGGUCAUAGGCCACAAGAUGUUUGAUCACGUCAUCCUUCUCUUCAUCUUCCUGAAUUGCAUCACCAUAGCACUGGAGAGACCCGACAUACCGUCCAACAGCAUGGAGCGGGUCUUCCUCAGUUUGUCCAAUUACAUCUUCACGGUGAUCUUCGUGGGUGAAAUGAUGAUCAAGGUGGUAGCUAUGGGCCUGUACUUUGGAAACGGUGUCUACCUGCAGAGCAGCUGGAAUGUCUUAGACGGAGUGCUGGUCUUUGUGUCCAUGGUGGACAUCCUGGUCUCCAUAGCAUCAGCAGGGGGUAAUCGAAUCCUGGGCAUCCUCCGUGUGCUGCGUCUGCUGCGCACACUGCGACCACUCAGGGUUAUAAGUCGGGCUCCUGGUCUAAAACUGGUGGUGGAGACUCUGAUCACGUCUCUCAGACCCAUCGGAAAUAUCGUCCUCAUCUGCUGUGCUUUUUUCAUCGUGUUUGGAAUUCUGGGGGUCCAGCUGUUCAAAGGGAAGUUCUUCUAUUGUGACGGGCUUGAUGUGAGCAAAAUCAUGAAUAAAACCCAGUGUCUGGGGGCGGGAUACCGAUGGGUUCGACGAAAAUACAACUUUGACAACCUGGGACAGGCACUGAUGUCUCUGUUUGUGCUGUCAUGUAAGGACGGCUGGGUCAGCAUCAUGUAUGAUGGCCUGGACGCUGUCGCAGUGGACAGGCAGCCAAUAAGAAACAACAACCCCUGGAUGCUGCUGUUCUUCAUCUCUUUCCUCCUCAUCGUCAGCUUCUUUGUGCUCAACAUGUUUGUGGGCGUGGUGGUGGAAAACUUUCACAAGUGUCGGCAGCAGCAGGAGGAGGAGGAGGCGCGGAUGAGGGAGGAGAAGCGGCAGAAGCGGACGGAGAAGAGGAGGAGAAGGGCCCAGGAGAAGCCGUACUACGCUGACUACUCCCCACUGCGUCGAUCCAUCCACACCGUGUGCACCAGCCACUACCUGGACCUCUUCAUCACCAUCAUCAUCUUCACAAACCUCCUCACCAUGAGCAUGGAGCACUACAAUCAGCCUCGGUACUUCGAGGAGAUACUGAAGUACUGCAAUUACGUCUUCACGGUGGUUUUUGUCAUCGAGGCAAUUCUCAAACUCAUCGCUUUUGGCCUGCGCCGCUUUUUCAAAGAGAGGUGGAACCAGUUGGACCUCGCCAUUGUGUUGUUGUCCAUCAUGGGAAUCGCACUGGAAGAAAUAGACCUGAACGCUUCCCUCCCCAUCAACCCAACCAUCAUACGCAUCAUGAGAGUCCUCAGGAUAACGAGAGUGCUGAAGCUGUUGAAGAUGGCGACAGGAAUGAGAGCUCUGUUGGACACAGUGAUGCAAGCCCUGCCUCAGGUGGGGAAUCUGGGUCUGCUCUUCAUGUUGCUGUUCUUCAUCUAUGCAGCUCUGGGAGUUGAGCUCUUUGGAAAACUGGAGUGUUCGGACGAGAACCCAUGCGAGGGUCUUAGUCGCCACGCUACCUUUGACAACUUCGGAAUGGCUUUCCUCACCCUCUUCAGGGUGUCUACCGGGGACAACUGGAAUGGGAUUAUGAAGGACACGUUGCGAGAGUGUCGCCCGCAGGAACGCCACUGCCUCACCUACCUGCCCCUGAUCUCUCCCAUCUACUUCGUCACCUUCGUCCUGACGGCUCAGUUCGUGCUGGUCAACGUGGUCGUGGCCGUUCUCAUGAAGCACCUGGAGGAGAGCAACAAGGAGGCGCUGCUGGAUGAGCUGGAGGAGAAAAAAGAGCGGGAAGAGAUGAGGGAGCGGGAGGAGAUGAGGAAGUGGGAGGAGACCAACCGCCGCCUGAGCACCGCGUCUCUGGGCGGAGACCCGGCGCCGAACGCGGGCGCACCUGCUCAGCUGCAGGUUGAGGACGAGGAUUGUUCCCAUGGCAACCUGCUGAGCAUAGGACGCAUGCUGUCUCUCCCCAGCGACAGCUACGUCCAGCCACUCAGAUGCUCCCCUUAUCCUCCCGUUUGCCACGAGGCGUAUUCCGGCUACAGCUACUCAGGCUCUAUGACCUCUCUGGGCUCCAGCGGAGGCGGCUCACUGCUGCAGGUUCCCGGCGCCCUGCCGGCCAUCAGCCACGCAUCGCUGGGGACCGGACGCAGCUCGAGGCCGAAGAUCUUCCUCAGCCCGUCUCAGAGCAUCGACUGGCACCCGUCGCACAGGCCCGGCCCGGCCGACGGCGUCGACGGCCACAGGUCCAGCCCGACCCACCGGAUGAGCAGACACAGGCUCAGUUCGGCUCACAGCAUCGACGAAUACAGGUCCAGCCCGGCCCAUCGGAUGAACAGACACAGACUCAGCUCCACCCGCAGCAUGGACGGGUACAGGCUCGACGCGGACCGCCGCGCCGACGGGCCCGGCGUGGAAAGACACUCCUCACUUCGACUGAGUUCCGCCCACAGCGCCGGCGGACGUCCUUCUCAGUGGCUCGGCCCCGAAGACAGCUUGGACAGAAACAAGCUGAGUCCCUCAUACGUCCCGGAUAGCAGUUCGGUCCUGAGGAGGCCGGCGUCCUUCCACACUGCCAGCAGACCGCUGCGGAGACAGGAGGCCGUGCGCUGCGACUCUCUGGACCAGAGCGGUUCGGCCGACGACCUGGCGGACUCCCGGCCCGCCGCGUCUCCCGCGGCGUCCCGCCAGCGGUCGUCCAGUGUCCACACGCUGAAGUACGCGCACCCCCAGCGGGUCAUCUCCAGCAGGGGCCACAGCGGCAGCCAGGGCGAAACCACCGGGCCGGAACAGGCACCCGGGCAGGCCGCCCGCGCCUCGCAGCCACAAGCAGACGCCGAGGCGAGGCCCGCGGUCGGCCCGCCGAGGCUGUCCAGCCUGAAGGUGCCCAGCGGCGAAUCCGUCCCGUCGGACCCGGGCCCCAAGUUGGACGCCGCCGACGAGGAAGUCAGCCGCAUUAACAGUUCCGCCGAGGCACACUCGCGCGCGCAGCUGCCUCCCGGCUCGCCGCCCAAAAGCAGACGCCCGAGCCCGAGCCCCGCGGAGCAGGGGAGCCGCCUGAGCCAAUCGGCGUCUCCGGCCUCGGGCGGGAACAGGAAGCGGAGGACCAGCCCGCCGCCGGGGGAGGAGCGGGUAGCCGUGGCCGCGCCGCGGACGGACAGCAGCGUCGAGCUGAGAAGGCGGACGCUGUCAUUCGACGCCACGUCCAGCCCUCCAAAUCAAUCAGAGGAGGCUCCCGCGGACGACUAGGGGGACAGCAUGUGGGCGUGUUGGUUGCUUUGUUUGAAGGAGGAGGAGUCAGAUGUGCAGCUGAAGCACACAAGCGAGGAGGAGGGGGGGGGCGCGACCCGCGGCCCUCAACGGGAAGCGUUUCCUGUUUUGGGAGACGCCGCUCCCUUCGUCACAACCACAAGAUUUCCACUGGGCGUCUGAGAAGAAGUCUUUCGGACUUUGCGUAUCGGUGCGUGUUGGAGGACUCGAACCCGCCGUGCUGUUUGCACGCCAGAUGCACACAAGAAGACGUUUGCUUUACUUCUGUCAUAGUCCUAGCUUUAGUUCAGACACGGUAGUCACUCCCCUGCUAUAUUUACUCAGACGUUAACCUUCCGCUUGCUUGUCGUCUUCUCUCGGCCCUCACUGUCUAACUUAUUUUCUCCAUUAAUCUGCAGAUUAUUUCCUUGAUAAGUCAAUUGAUUUUUUGGUCGACAAAAUAUUCACUACAAUGAGAUGAUAAAGUCUCCACAUGUGGGAUUCUUGAACCAUGAUAAUUAAUUGAUGGUCAAAUGAAUUGCUGUUUCUGAUUCAGUUGAUAGAGUUUUCAAAGUUUCAAACACAGCGUCUCAUCCAGUGUCAAAAUACCUUUUUUGUUUGACCGAACUGUUUACUUUUUGUAAAAUUCCUUCGUUGCAUAUACUGUGGCGCAGGAAUUACAAUUUAUGUUCAUGAAAUAAAUAGAUUUUUAAGUAAUGAAUUCACAAAAGUUAGAACUGACAAACCCUUUUAUAUAAAAAAAAAAUGCGUAAUUUGUAAUUGCACAUCCAUAUAGAUUGAUGCAGGCACAUUUUGUUGGAAAGAAACUCGAAAUUGUAUUGCGGCUUGUUGAAAGUGGAGCAACAUAAGAAUGUUUCGUCAAACCGUGUGAAGGUCUUUUUGUUUUUUACACGUCACACAUCUUUUCCUACCUCUUAGCCUACACUAAACUGCCACUGGAAGUUGCUUCAUCAUGCAGUAUUUUGCCGGUCAAAUCAAACACGGCCGUCUUCGUGAUGAUUGAAAAACCUUCGCAGCCUGAACCCGAUCACCCACCGACUGUUCAUUUUCCGCUCGCAACCUCUGAACCGCAAAAUUGCGUAGUGCGUCCUCGGCUUUAGUGGUUUCUACCUCUCCGUACUCCUGAUCCCCUCACGAUCGAAUGUGCCGUCCGUUUGCUUUCUCGCCCAUUCCUCUUUCCUGCUUUAUUUCGCUCUGUCUUGGUAUUCUCAGGGUAGAGGUAGUUGAGUAUGGAGCAUGUUGAUCGCAGGUCUGCAGAGUGAAAAGGCCCCCUGCUGUCUGAAGCUGGCCCGUCUUACCUGACCGCUUAGGGGAGAUUUAUUGUUCAGACAGAAGGGCUUAUUCAGGUCAUAUGUAACGGCGUGUAAAACUUUGUAGAAAAAGCUAAGAUUAUAUUUUAUUAACACAACGGCGAUGAUAUAAGAAGUAAAAAUGGUGAAUUUCUACAUUUUGAAUGUCAAUUUAUCUCCUGGUGAUGAGGAUGAUUGAUGAUGAGGUCAGAGUGUAAGAGGUUGUUGAUUAUGAUAAUGACCAUGAUAAUGAUGACUCUGGGUGAUGCAGUUGUUCAUGAUAUAAUAAUAUAUAUAUAAUAAUAAUAAUAUUAUAAUGUUCCUGCAGAAAGAAAGCAGGGCAUGACACAGUGAGCUCACCUGUAGUAACAUGACUGGACAGUUCUGGAAUAAAACCACUUUCUGUCUGACUUUCA